Messenger RNA from Trichosurus vulpecula (common brushtail), 884 nucleotides. RefSeq names its product deleted in primary ciliary dyskinesia homolog (mouse) (gene DPCD). The record is from RefSeq and is a predicted model, not a curated record. Bases 44 to 655 code for a protein of 203 amino acids. The transcript is spliced from 6 exons. NCBI's taxonomy places the organism in Eukaryota, Metazoa, Chordata, Mammalia, Diprotodontia, Phalangeridae.
GUUGCCAUGGCAGCGCCGGGUCGCGCACGUCUGCGAAGUGAAGAUGGCGAUGCUGGCCUGGCUGGCGAGACUGGGAGCGGCGGAGAAGACGGCCCUGUUGCAGGACGGAAGGAGGAAAGUACACUACCUCUUCCCUGAUGGAAAGGAGAUGGCUGAAGAGUAUGAUGUAAAAACCAGUGAACUACUAGUUAGAAAGUGGCGGGUAAAGAAUGCUCUGGGAGCUGUGAGCCCAUGGCAGACAGAAGUGGGAGAGCCAACAGCCCCUGCAGGUGGAGUCCUGGGGUCAGAGCUCAUCAAGGAGAGCAGUUCUAAUCCUGUCUUCGUGCGGAAGGACACAAAAAUGAGCUUUCAGUGGCGGAUUCGUAAUCUUCCCUACCCUAAGGAUGUCUACAGUGUCUCUGUGGACCAGAAUGAGCGCUGCCUUAUUGUCCGGACCACUAACAAAAAGUACUACAAGAAGUUCUCCAUUCCUGACAUGGACCGAUACCAACUUCCUCUGAACAGCUCUGCAUUGAACUUUGCCUAUGCCAACUGCACCCUGAUCAUCACCUACCAAAAGCCAAAGGAGGUCCUGGAUGCAGAGGAAGAGUUGCAGAAAGAGCUGAAGAAGCUGAAGACAGCUAAUGGUCAGAACGGGGACUGUAAGACCCAGUAACCAGACACCUCAUCUGCAGACUUCCUAGUUUGAGGUCUCGGGUCAUUUCAACAAAGGUUCCUGAUGAUCAGGCCUUGGCUCUGCCCUUACCUGAAGGAAGACUUCGAUGGGUUUCAGGAUCACAUAGGCAGAUAAAAAUGAGCCCUGGAGGCAGGCCCUGACCUAAAAAAUGGUUCCAGAUCAUCUAGGUUUGCUAAUUUCCAGAGUAAAGUUGAUCUGAAUUACCUUU